Messenger RNA from Setaria italica (foxtail millet), 1004 nucleotides. RefSeq lists its product as uncharacterized. Lineage: Eukaryota; Viridiplantae; Streptophyta; Magnoliopsida; Poales; Poaceae. The record is from RefSeq and is a predicted model, not a curated record. The coding region runs from base 77 to 802 and encodes 241 amino acids. The transcript has a single exon.
ACGCCCCCCGCCCUUGGCCAAGGCCCAGACGCCAUUGCGGGCUCGCGGCGUUCGCAUCUCCUCUGAUCUCCCUCCCAUGGCCGCCGCCUCGCGCGCCGGCGACCCGCCGGAGUCGACGCGCCUCCGUGUCGGCGACGACAUCGCCUGGUCCGAGAUCAACGGCGUCUACGACCGCGACGACUCCCUCAAGGAGAACACCAACCCCAAGUGCCUCCUCAAGAACCACCCCCACCACAACAACGGCUCCUCGCAGCGGUUCUCCGGCAACCUCAAGCCGACGGCCGCGCCCAUCAUCGGCCUCUCCGGGAAGCUCGGCGGGGGCGGGCGGCGGCAGCACAACCACCCGCCGGCAAUCUUCCCCAAGAAGGCCAAGACCGGCGGCGGCGGGCGCGCGCCAAAGGCCGCCGUCCCGGAGCCCGGGUCCCCCAAGGUGUCAUGCAUCGGGAAGGUCCUCUCCGACCGCGAGCGCGCGCGCCUCGGCCGGCCGCCGAGGACGCGCGGGAGCUCGAGGCAGCCCGGGUGCUGCGGCGGGCUCGGGUUCUUGAUGCGGCGGAGCAGGUCCAGGAAGAGCGCCGUGGAGUGCGUCGACCAGUCCCCGCCGCCGCCGUCAUUGCCGCCUCUCGCAGAGGCGCCGAGGAGGCGGAGGGAAGAGAAGGAGGUGGAACCGGAGCCGGAGGCCACGACGGCGGCGGCGCCGGGGCUGGGAGGCAUGCGGCGGUUCGCGUCGGGGAGGCGGGCGGCGGAGUGGGCGGCCGAGAUGGAGGACGACGACGGGCGCGUGGCGAGAUCUGGGCCGUUGUAGCGCGUGCAGUGCAGGGGUAGUUGAGGCGUAGCUUUCGGUUUUGGUUGUGGCUGUGCUUUACGAGUAGUUGAGCUGUGUAAAUACUGCACUUAGAAAUUGAUGAGGUUUGGAUUGACAAAUUUUUGGUGCUCUGUUCUGUCUUGUUUUCAUUUGCUGUAAAUUCGAUUCUGGUCUUGCAGUGCACUAUCUAUAUAGAGAUUUA